CCACACCUGGGCUGUAGACCUCAGCGGGCAUUAACAACUACUAUUUCCACCAUAACAGUAUUUACCCUUCUUUUUCUCGCUUGCGGGGAAGUGUGUGUUAAAAAUAUGGCAAUAUUCCAAUGGAACAGCAUGGAAAGGAAGAACGGGGACAUCUCUCACCAGGCUAUAGAGGCAGAGUACAGGGGCAAGGCUAGGCAGACCCUAUGAAAGAACACUUGGGACAGAGGGGAGGAGUAAAUAUCCUCUGUGCACAGUUUGUACAGUCAAAGAGGUGAAUUAGUGUGAAGCCCAGAAACUUAGGCUGCAGCUCAAGUCCUACUUAGUCGAUCUGCAAAUGAUCCAUGCUGACAGGCCGUGCUACUUUUUGCUGUUUUACCUGAAUUCUGGCCUUCUAACAUCCACUCAGGGAUCACUCUAACAGCAGGCCACAACAUGUUGGAGCAAGUUCUGUCGUUCGGCCGCUCUCUGGUGCGCCGAAAGUUAGUUGACCUCAGCAGCUUGGAGGAUUCGAAGCUCUGCCGCUGCCUUGGUACCGUGGACCUCAUCGCCCUGGGUGUAGGAAGCACUCUCGGUGCUGGUGUUUAUGUACUGGCUGGAGAAGUGGCCAAAGGAGACUCCGGUCCCAGCAUUGUUAUCUCCUUCUUAAUUGCGGCACUGGCCUCCGUUAUGGCCGGCCUUUGUUAUGCAGAGUUUGGAGCCCGUGUCCCAAAGACUGGUUCUGCUUACCUUUACAGUUACGUGACUGUAGGGGAGGUCUGGGCCUUUAUCACUGGUUGGAACCUGAUCCUCUCUUACGUGAUUGGAACCUCCUCAGUAGCUCGGGCUUGGAGUGGAACAUUUGAUGAAAUGACAGGAGGGCACAUUGAGAUAUUUUGCAAAACUUACUUCAGCAUGAACUCUCCUGGUCUGGCUCAGUACCCCGACUUCUUUGCUGUCUGUCUGAUUCUGCUGCUGUCUGGACUUUUGUCGUUCGGAGUGAAGGAAUCCGCGUGGGUAAAUAAAGUCUUCACCUCAGUCAACGUGCUUGUACUCCUCUUCGUCAUUAUCUCCGGCUUUGUCAAAGGAGACACACGCAACUGGAAGAUAACGGAAGAAUCUCUCGUAAAUGUCACCAUAAUUGUCAGGAACUUAUCGGUGACGGCCAACGUGAGCAGUGAUUACGGAGCAGGAGGAUUCAUGCCGUAUGGUUUCAGUGGAACGUUAGCCGGGGCCGCCACUUGCUUCUAUGCGUUUGUGGGGUUUGACUGCAUAGCAACAACGGGUGAGGAGGUGAAGAACCCUCAAAGGGCCAUUCCCAUCGGCAUAGUGGUGUCACUGACUGUGUGUUUCCUGGCCUACUUUGGUGUUUCGGCUGCGCUGACACUUAUGAUGCCCUACUACCUGCUGGAUGAGAAGAGCCCACUGCCCAUGGCUUUUGAAUAUGUGGGAUGGAGCCCUGCCAAAUAUGUGGUGGCUGUUGGUUCACUUUGUGCCCUGUCCACCAGUUUGCUGGGCUCCAUUUUCCCUAUGCCUCGUGUAAUCUAUGCUAUGGCAGAGGAUGGGGUGCUUUUCAAAGCCUUAGCCCGAAUCAAUCCUAAAACGAAGACCCCCCUCAUUGCCACUAUGACCUCUGGUGUAGUCGCAGCCAUCAUGGCGUUCCUGUUUGACCUCAAAGCGCUGGUCGACAUGAUGUCAAUCGGAACUCUUCUGGCCUACUCUCUGGUUGCUGUCUGUGUACUAAUUCUCAGGUACCAGCCAGAUGGAUCUCUGGAUUGGCGAGGAAGAGGUAGCUGUGAGAAGGGCUACCUGCCCACUGAAGAGGGCGAGUCUGAACUGACCGAAUCGGAAUCGCACCUCAACAAACUAAAAGCAGGUGACUCUGCCCUGCAGACAGUCUUGCACCCGCCCGCCUCGCCCUCUGAGCAAUCAUCGAGCGUCGUCAACAUGUCCAUCUGUGUGCUGGUGUUGCUGGUGUGUGUGCUCAGCUACUUGACCACGUACCACAUCGACUCCAUCUGUGGUCUGGAAGUAUGGAUCCUGGCAUCGCUGACCGCUUGCCUCCUCCUCUUCAGUGGAUGCGUCGUCAUGGUCUGCAGGCAGCCUCAGACAACCCACAAGGUCUCCUUCAUGGUCCCUCUUUUGCCUUACCUGCCGAUUCUGAGCAUUUUUGUUAAUAUUUACCUCAUGGUUCAGCUGAGUGGAGACACCUGGAUACGUUUCUCAGUGUGGAUGGCACUAGGCUUCUUGAUCUACUUCGGCUACGGUAUGUGGCACAGUGUGGAGCGCCAGCGCCUCCUAGCCAGCAGCUGCACCACCAAGGACCACAAGACCACCAGAGCGAAGGAGGCUGGCUUGGCUACUGUCAAAAAGGAGCAGGAGCAGUUUAUCUGCCCAGAGAAGAACAGUCAGUUCUGAAGUUACCCACAAUAGUUAGUGCUAAUAGACUGAGAGGUGACAAAGAGGCCCACUAAACAUGCAACUUUACGCCUUGAUGCUCUUGUGUGAACAUCGGCACCUUCAGUCUCUGAAAGCCAUUUCAGUAUUUUGUGUCAGCGGUCACACGAUGAAGAGCCGCUGUUGAUUUUCACUGUGAUGGACGCCACACUGCAGACGCCGUGUCUUACGGAGGACGUCAUGAAGCACAAUGGAAAAGGACAGGUAACACACUGGAGAGUGACAUUCCCUCGGAGCUCGACCGAGGUCUUUUGUUAAAGGAAGUACCUGUUAGGGAUUCAGUUGAUCAAUAUUAGCAAGUUUGUCUAAACUGUAAAUGUCUCCCAUCAUUUAGUGACCUGUGUGUAAUGUCAGGGUUUUGAUAUACAAGUUACAGUUCUGCAGACUCCAUCAAGUACAGGUCCAAUUGAAGGAGAUCCCAAUGAAGAGCUAUACCAAAGCGUGCUGCUUAAAAGGAUAAUUUUCAGUUUUCAUUGCACAAGAUUUAAUUACAGACAAUGGUUGGGGUUGUAAUUAAAAGGUGCUUCUAACAUUUUGGUGAUCUCUAAUUGACCACAGCUGCAAUAAUAAACACAUUGUUGAAUUAAUACAUUUCUGCAUGUCAAUCAACAGAAAUACAGUGGGGCAAAAAAGUAUUUAGUCAGCCACCGAUUGUGCAAGUUGUCCCACUUAAAAUGAUGACAGAGGUCUGUAAUUUUCAUCAAAUUAUGGUGGAAAAUAAGUAUUUGGUCAACCAUUCAAAACUCUCAUUGAUGGAAGGAGGUUUUGGCUCAAAAUCUCACGAUACAUGGCCCCAUUCAUUCUUUUCUUAACACGGAUCAAUCGUCCUGUCCCCUUAGCAGAAAAACAGCCCCAAAGCAUGAUGCUUCACAGUAGGUGCGGUGUUCUUGGGAUGCAACUCAGUAUUCUUCUUCCUCCAAACAAGACAAGUUGAGUUUAUACCAAAAAAUUAUAUUUUGGUUUCAUCUGACCACAUGACAUUCUCCCAAUCCUCUGCUGUAUCAUCCAUGUAUCCAUUUUGGUAUAAACUCAACUCGUCGUGUUUGGAGGAAGAAUACUGAGUUGUCCCCCAAGAACACUACACCUACUGUGAAGCAUAGGGGUGGAAACAUCAUGCUUUGGGGCUGUUUUUCUGCUAAGGGGACAGGACGAUUGAUCCGUGUUAAGGAAAGAAUGAAUGGGGCCAUGUAUCGUGAGAUUUUGAGCCAAAACCUCCUUCCAUCAGUGAGAGCUUUGAAUGGUUGACCAAAUACUUAUUUUCCACCAUAAUUUACAAAUAAAUUCUUUGAAAUUCCUACAAUGUGAAUUCCUGGAUUUUUUCACAUUCUGUCUCUCACAGUUGAAGUGUACCAAUGAUUAAAAUUACAGACCUCUGCUGUAUCAUCCAUGUAUCCAUUUUGGUAUAAACUCAACUCGUCGUGUUUGGAGGAAGAAUACUGAGUUGUCCCCCAAGAACACUACACCUACUGUGAAGCAUAGGGGUGGAAACAUCAUGCUUUGGGGCUGUUUUUCUGCUAAGGGGACAGGACGAUUGAUCCGUGUUAAGGAAAGAAUGAAUGGGGCCAUGUAUCGUGAGAUUUUGAGCCAAAACCUCCUUCCAUCAGUGAGAGCUUUGAAUGGUUGACCAAAUACUUAUUUUCCACCAUAAUUUACAAAUAAAUUCUUUGAAAUUCCUACAAUGUGAAUUCCUGGAUUUUUUCACAUUCUGUCUCUCACAGUUGAAGUGUACCUAUGAUGAAAAUUACAGACCUCUGUCAUCAUUUUAAGUGGGAGAACUUGCACAAUCGAUGGCUGACUAAAUACUUUUUUGCCCCAUUGUAUUGCCCUAGCUUUGGCAGCAUUUUUGUUACAGCUCUUGUGUUGGCUCUCGUCACACUGAGUGUCGUUUUAUUUUUACAUAUUGCAAAACGCUACAGAAGUGUUAAUAUAGUCAAUGUAUUUCACAUGUAUUUUCUGCACAAUUGUUUCUGCUAGAGUCAUUUCAGACAGAUUUACACAUAUUUCUUAUGUUUACAUACCAUAAAGUAAAUUUGAUUAUACAGCAAUAGCUUACAUGACUGUUUAUUUGGUACUUUGCUAUAAUAUUGGUAUAUAGUUUAAAAUAUUGUCUUUCUCUUCCUAUGAAAAAAGCUGUUGCUCCAUGCCCUGUUUGACCUUUCAAAAUAAAACAUUCUUUCUUUCUUU
Messenger RNA from Nerophis ophidion (straightnose pipefish), 4617 nucleotides. RefSeq names its product solute carrier family 7 member 2 (gene slc7a2). Gene Ontology annotation, cellular component: plasma membrane. The transcript has 12 exons. The record is from RefSeq and is a predicted model, not a curated record. Gene Ontology annotation, biological process: transmembrane transport; amino acid transport. The coding region runs from base 433 to 2394 and encodes 653 amino acids. NCBI's taxonomy places the organism in Eukaryota, Metazoa, Chordata, Actinopteri, Syngnathiformes, Syngnathidae. Gene Ontology annotation, molecular function: amino acid transmembrane transporter activity.